CCCCAACAAAUUGCAGGAGUAUGCUAUCCAAGUCUAAAAAUGUUCAUCAAGAAGGAUCCAGCCUUUAUAAUAUAGCAAAUUCAACUGUAAAUCCUGAGCCAUGGUGGAAUAAUACGGGCUAUGGUUCAUUUUCCCAUACAUUAAUGCGUGGAAAUGGGUCUGACUCGUCAUCCCUUGAACAAUCUGUGGAUGCUCAUUCCCUGUCUGAAGGUGGAGUUAAUGAGGAAGAUAAUACUCAGAAAAAAUCACCCAACGCUAAUCGACUCCACUCAGAUAGAAGCUAUAGGCCGGAGGAUUCGAAUCUCCAGCAAGUUGAGCAAUCCUUAAAUCCAGGACCUGUAGGAAGCCUUACACAGCCAGCACAACUCGAACUUGUUGGCCACUCAAUUGCCUGCGCUUCAAAUCCUUACGAUCCAUAUUAUGGGAGAAUGCUGACAGCUUAUGGCCAACCUAUGGUCCCUCAGUUGUAUGAUUUGCAUCAAGUGAGGAUGCCACUGCCUCUAGAAGUGGCACAGGAGCCAGUUUACGUGAAUGCCAAGCAAUAUCAUGGUAUACUGCGUAGGCGUCAAUCGCGCGCCAAAGCCGAGCUGGAGAAGAAACUCAUAAAAUCUCGAAAGCCAUAUCUCCAUGAAUCCCGGCACCAGCAUGCCAUGAGGAGAGCAAGAGGCUCAGGUGGCCGUUUUGCAAAGAAAACCGAUGGAGAUAAUUCUAAGGCUGCAGAAAAUGGGGCUGCUGCCUUAUCCAAAUCCAUUGACACAUCAGCAUCAGAGCCUGGACAGAGCCAUCAGUGGGGAAAUAUUCAAUCUAACCAUGCACUCGCCAUGCAAUGAGCUCACGAACAUGAAAUUAGAAGUGGAGUUUGUGGAUAAAACAGGGCGGUGUACAAAAUAGUGUGCUCGUGUUCAGAAUAUGGGCUUUGGCUUUCCUUAGAGGUGGCCGGCAACUCAUUCUUGGCUGGUGUUACAAUGGGUGGUCUGUGUGUUUGCUUUUGUACAAAGUGUAAUGUAGUUAUUAUUAAGUCGGCCUUGAGCAGACCGAAAAAAAAAGNUUCCAAAAAAAAAAAAAAAGAAAGAAAGAAAGAUGAUGAAGAAGAAACCUAGAUUUAAUCAAACGUUGAACCCUUGUAAAGUCUAGUGAGAUGAGUAUUUUGCG
Molecule: messenger RNA, 1152 nt
Organism: Striga asiatica
Lineage: Eukaryota; Viridiplantae; Streptophyta; Magnoliopsida; Lamiales; Orobanchaceae
Source: the annotation of a GenBank genome assembly